Messenger RNA from Yamadazyma tenuis ATCC 10573, 2077 nucleotides. It is a transcript of the gene QDR3, whose product is annotated as Qdr3p. The record is from RefSeq and is a predicted model, not a curated record. Gene Ontology annotation, molecular function: polyamine transmembrane transporter activity. NCBI's taxonomy places the organism in Eukaryota, Fungi, Ascomycota, Pichiomycetes, Serinales, Debaryomycetaceae. Gene Ontology annotation, biological process: transmembrane transport; intracellular polyamine homeostasis. Gene Ontology annotation, cellular component: plasma membrane.
AUGAUACAACCACAUACACAAACAGGCUCACCGCCACCACCCGACCCGCCCGAUGACAAUGGCACCAGUAUCAACCCGUCCCCACGGCGCCCCUCCCACAGCUUGUCGUCGCUCGAGUCAAUCAACUCCAAUGCCUCCAGCUCGCAUCCCCCUCCACAAACAAUAGACCAAAAGGUACAAAAAACCACAAACUCCAUAGCUGGUCCAGCCGAUGAGAAACCACCUCUCAACCAUGCGCCCUCCAACACCUCGGCCAAGAGUAACCGGGUGCCGCUAGGCCAAAGAAGAGGACUUCUAGCUCAAAUAACCCUCAUCCCCGAGUACGAAGACCCCAGAGACUACGGACCUCGCCAGAAGAUGGUGAUUGUGUUGAUCGUGGCACUCGCCGCCAUCUGUGGACCCAUGGGAACGUCUAUCUUGUUGCCGGCCAUUGAGGAUGUGGGUAAAGACUUGCACACCUCCACGUCGGUGGUGAACGUAUCGGUGGGAAUUUACCUUCUUGCGAUGGGGAUCUUCCCCCUCUGGUGGUCAGCCUUCAGCGAGAAACACGGCCGCCGGAACGUGUAUUUGGUGUCAUUUACCAUGUUUGUGGGCUUCUGUGUGGGAUGCUCACUUGCACCCAGUAUUCAGACAUUAAUUGUAUUUCGGGUGCUCUGCGGUGGGUGCAGUGCAUCGGUGCAGUCAGUGGGGGCAGGCACCAUCGGCGACUUGUACGUGCCUAGUGAGCGUGGCCGGGCCAUGGGGUGGUACUAUUUGGGUCCAUUGAUGGGGCCUUUCCUCUCGCCGAUUUUGGGUGGGGCCGUGGCCCAGGCCUGGGGCUGGCGUGCCACCCAGUGGGUGUUGGUGAUCGUGUCGGGCUUGUCACUCAUGGGAAUCUUGUUCCUUUUGCCGGAAACCCUACGAAAACAGGACGAUAUGGCCAAUAUCCGCAAGCUUUUGGCCAGUGCGAUGCAAGAACAUUCUGACAGUGAGAAGAGCCUGGGCGGCGGAGACAACGAGGAAAUGAUGCUAGACUUGGUGCAGAGCGUGGUGCGGUCGGUGCGACUGGAGCACGAGCAACAGGACGACCAGGACGAAUUUUUGGGAGAGCCGGCCGGCGAUUCGAUCAUGCCCUCGCUCUCGCGACUCACCACCAACCGGUCGGCGUACUCGGUGCGAAUCAACAUGGAGACACUCCAGCACGAACUCUCUAAAUCCAUGUCCCGCAAAUCCGUCCACACCACGAAAUGGCAAAGUUUCAAGCACGAAGCUUAUGAGUAUAUGAUCCGCCCAAUGCACUCACUUGUGCUCUUGGGGUAUCCACCGGUGUUGUUGGUGAUCUGCUAUUCCUCCAUCAGCUUCUCUUUGGUGUACUUUUUCAACCUCACCAUUUCCUACGCGUACUCCAAACUGCCCUACAACUUUUCCCUGGUCAUUGUUGGACUUCUUUACAUUCCCAACUCGGUCACGUACGUGAUAGCAUCGAUCUUGGGAGGCCGUUGGAAUGAUAGGCUUCUUCGCCAGUACGCGGCUGCCCAUAAUGGAGAAAUCCGCCCUGAGGCCAGAAUCUCCUGGAACUUGGUUACAGCCGUACUUUUGUUCCCACCAGCAUGCCUAAUUUUUGGCUGGACGUUGGAUAAGGGGCUUAUUUGGGUGGUGCUGUUGAUUGGAACCGCCAUUUUUGGGUUUGCCGCCAUGUUGGUGAUUGGGGCUACCGUGACCUGUUUGGUCGAUACGUUGCCAGGCAAGGGGGCUACGGGUGUGGCACUCAACAACUUGAUACGGCAGAUUCUCGCUGCUGUGGCCUCUUUUAUAGUGGAGCCAUUGCUCCGGGCCCUUGGACCUGGGGUGCUCUACUCGAUCCUCACGGGGAUUAUCAUCGUGGCAUCAGGAGUGCUUGUGUAUUUGAAGCGUAACGGUGACCGAUUUCGGGAGAGGUAUGACCUUAGUACGUUCUACGAUAAGCUCUAGGGACGAUGUCGGUGGACUAUUUAUUCUGACUGAUUACUCUUUAUAUUCAUGUCACAAACGAAUAAUAAUUUUAUUCAUAUAUAUUAAGUAACAAACCAUAAUGCUAUUCAAGACCCAACAAACUGCU